Molecule: messenger RNA, 1960 nt
Organism: Coregonus clupeaformis (lake whitefish)
Lineage: Eukaryota; Metazoa; Chordata; Actinopteri; Salmoniformes; Salmonidae
Product: kelch domain-containing protein 8A-like
Exons: 7
Coding region: 544-1641 (365 amino acids)
Molecular function (GO): protein binding
Source: RefSeq, a predicted model, not a curated record
ACAACCAGUAGGCUACGGUGAAAGAGGAAAUUAAUUUUUCAAGUGUGACCCACAUAAUGACGAUGGAUGGAAGUGGCUGGGCUUGUUUGAACAUUAAUUUUUAGAGUGCAGUACCACCAGUGCCUGUUUUACUGCGAAAACACUGCUAAACCAGCGAGAACAGAAAAGGGAGGGAGUGUCUAUUUCUCGGGUGGUUUAUUGCACUGAAGCCUCUAUCCAUCUCUCUCCAUCUCUCAGCCUUCCCAGAAAAGACGCCGACGGAGAGAAGGGAGAAUCGGACCGCGUGAGGAUAGGAAAGACAAAGUCCGAGCCGGUAGUCAACCCCAGGGGAAGAGCCUCUGGCUGGGCUUUGCGGACUUUGCUCUACCCCCUAUCUUUCCACCUAGUUCACUGGAUCUCCUGACAACACCACUUUCUCAGCUCUUCCCCAAGACACGGCUCUAUACCCCGGGGUGGUCACCCUGUCCAUCUCCAUCUCUGGUUCCCUAGACCCACUUCACCCUCACCUCUCCCCCAGCAACCCUUCCCUGGGCUGAGAUAGAGAUGUCUGUGCCCUCGGCCCAUGAGUUUCACUGGCAGAGCCUGGCACGGCUGCCCAGCGGGCGUGUCUACCACUCCCUGGCGGAGGUGGGGGGGCAGAUGUAUAUGCUGGGGGGCUGUGAUGCUGCAGGGAGGCCCUCCCCAGCCCUAGAACUCUACUCUCCAGAGGGGGACCGGUGGCUGAGCCUUCCCCCCAUGCUCACCCCUCGGGCGGGUACGGCCGUGGCAGUGCUGGGCAAGCAGAUCCUGGUGGUGGGUGGUGUAGGGGAUGACCAGCGCCCUCUGAAGGUGGUAGAGGUGUACAACACAGAGGAGGGGAGGUGGAGGAAGAGGAGCGCCCUCAGAGAAGCACUGAUGGGGGUGGCCAUCACUGUGAAAGAUGGGCGUGCGUUGGCGGUAGGGGGUAUGGGUGCAGACCUGCUCCCCCGUAGUUUGCUGCAGCAGUAUGACAUGAGGAAGGACGUGUGGGCACUACUGCCCCCUAUGCCCACAGCGCGGUAUGACGCUACCGCACACCUGCUGGGCAACAAGAUCUACGUGACAGGUGGGCGUCAGUGUAAACGCACGUUGAAGGUCUUCGAGGUAUACGACUUAGAGACACGCUCCUGGACUACACUACCCAACAUGCCGUGCAAACGUUCGUACGGGGGCAUGUUCUGGGACAGUUCGGGGAGGCUGUGUCUGCUGGGGGGGCUGAGGAAGGGAGGAGGCCACCAGAGCUCCAAAUUCACCAAGAACGUCAACAUCUUUGAUACUAACCAGGGGUCAUGGCUGAAGUCAGAGGACACGGUGGCCAUGAAGACUAAGAGGGCUGACUUCGCCUCAGCUUUCCUCAGGGGCAGGAUGGUUGUAGCAGGAGGACUCGGUCACCAGCCCUCAGUUCUGGACACGGUGGAAGCCUUCCACCCUCAGAAAAGGAAGUGGGAGAGACUGGCUCCUAUGGCAAUGCCACGAUGCUCCGCCUCCUCCAUCGUCAUCAGGGACCGCCUGCUGGUGGUUGGAGGAGUCAACCAGGUGCUGGAAUAUUGCUCUGCAUGUUGUCACACACAUACACUUGUUUUUUUAACUCUGUCUCUGUCUAUCUGUCUACAAGGUCCCUAGUUCAGCCCAUGAGAUCCUGUAUGUGAAAGAGGAGGAGUGUCUGUAGGCUAGACGACAUGCCCCUUACAUGAUGAUUGACAGCAGGAUGACAGCAAGAAGAUUCCAGGAACAUUCUAUUCAAGAUCAGUGGUUCCAGUGCUUUCAGAACGGCUGCUGGUCUUGGACAAGUGCAAUAUUUUCCAAAGAUCUACAGCAGAAUAGAAAAGAAGGGGAAGUCAUGCCACAAACAUAGAACAGUGCCCUCUGCUGGGUUGUCUACACACAAUCAAACACAGAAAAGUGCCCUCUGCUGGGUUGUCUACACACAUUCAAACACACA